Molecule: messenger RNA, 2030 nt
Organism: Durusdinium trenchii
Lineage: Eukaryota; Dinophyceae; Suessiales; Symbiodiniaceae
Source: the annotation of a GenBank genome assembly
GGCUGUCCAUACAUACAUGACAUACAUUUUCCAAUGUUUUGAUGUCCAGCAUUGUCAUUGACUUCGAGGUUCUGCCUGAGGAAGGGCCUUCUGAUCCAACUGCAGCGCAGGUGUGUGAAGAUCUGAAACGACAGCUGCAGGACAGAAACAGCGACUUGCGUCGAGGUGAAUUCGGAAGGUUUGCGGAAAACGCCUCCUUGAGUGUUGAUGGCAAUGUGGUUGCUCGUGCCAGCGAAAGCCCGGCAGAGGUGCCCUCAGCCGGGGAGGUUGUGUACCCGAGCAGUGGCACAUUUGAGCCGACAUUCACCUCACAGGACCACCAGCUGCAGCCCAUACAGGGUGCUGCUCCACUUGACCCGACAGGAUGGGAGAACCUGUCCAAUUCUGAGCUGCUCCAAAGCAUUGCUCAGCGCGAACGUCAAAUUGUGCGCACUGCGAUUGGAGGUUUGGGAACUGACGUGCCUCCAUCGACCAGGGGAGUUGCUGCGGAUGUGGAUGCCCUCGAAUCUCGUUGCGCACAUCUAAGCCAGCGACUGGAGGUGGCUGAACAAGACCUUCGCAAUGAAAAGGAGGCGGGUAGAGCCAACAAACUCAGAGUUGAACAGCUCGAGUUGAAGUUGAAGGAUAGAGAGCAGCUGUUGGGGCAUGCAAAGGAAAUGUGGAUGAAGGAAAAUGUGAGGGCUUCAAAGCUUGCGGACACUUUGACCGCUGUGGAAGACAAGUUGGCAGAUCAGGAGAAACGCUUGGCUGAUGUAUCUGCUAGAUAUGCUGAAGCGCAGCAGGAGGUGAGACAGCUACAACAUUUGCUUGGGACCGGUCUUGGACCUGAAGGAGGUAUCGCCUUUGCCGGUGAUGGCUUCGACAGGGGUGCCCGCAAUGGACACUCAAAGGUGGACGACUCCAUGAUGGUCGGAAGUGCCGGUGGCGACUCGAGCAUGCAUUCACCUCAAAGAACAUUGGGUGCAACGCGAGUGCCGCAGACUGAGAAUGACACCAACACAGAGCGAUUCAGGCGGCUUUGCCUCAUGGAUGACGCUGUUUUGUAUGAAGACGAGUUGCUACAGAUUGGUGUCAAAGCCGAAUACAGCGGUCUUGAAGGUCAGGUGGCGGUGUUCUAUGGCAACAAAGGCAAUGCAGCAUUGCAGAGCUUCGUAGCCCAAUAUUUGGUUCGCGAGGAGCACGCAUUGAAAGUGGUGGCGUCCCCUCUCAAUCAGCAUUUGGAAGCAGACCAGCAAAUUGUGCAGCGUUUGCAGGUUACAAUGCUUGAGCCAUUUGGAGAACCUCCCUGGCUGCGGCUUCAAUUUCUGUUGCCGGAUGCAAGUCCAAGAAGGAUACAGCUCAAGUUCCCCAUCAUUCUGCCAAAGUUUAUGGUUGGGAGGCAGCUUUCUCAGCAGGACUUUUUUCGGUACUGGAGGCAGCAGCAUUUCGUUCUCAAUGAGGUGACGUGCGUUGUACACCUGGCAGAGCGGCUCCGUGGCCCGAUGGUCAAUAUCGCCAGGUCCAUACCUUUUGGCGGAGCCUUCAGAUUGCAUCAUGGGGUCGACAGCAAUGCGGACAAUUUCGUUUUGGUCUCUUCCUUGGCAGAUGGGCAGAUUGAUUUGCAAGGAAAAGACACUGAUGCUCUUUCCCUGAUGCGGGUUGAGGUUGGAAGCGGCCGAUUUGCGGGCAAAGCGAGAGUAGUGGUUCGAAGCAGCAGCCACGUGGUGGCAAAGGCACUUUGCGAUUGCUUGGUGACUCAGCUUGCUGAGCCACAAGCAUUUGUGCCUCAUUCAUGCUCAAUUCCGGCACGGUGAGAAACACCAGUCAGAAGUUGUUAGAAACGAACUGGUUCGGAGCUUGAGACUGAGUAUGUGGCGAAAUGUGCCCCAUAAUGACGCGUCAAAAACCUCGCCGCUGAGUUCUGCGCAAGUGAGUCCCAAAAAUGCCUCUCAAAGACAGCGGCCCGCUGCAUGGCUGAGAAGUGCAAAUACCACAUCACUUUUGGUGUUGUGAUUGUUGCUAGCUGCUAUGUAAUUUUUCUAGUUAGUCGG